Symbiodinium sp. CCMP2456 is the source of this 381-nucleotide messenger RNA. The record is from the annotation of a GenBank genome assembly. NCBI's taxonomy places the organism in Eukaryota, Dinophyceae, Suessiales, Symbiodiniaceae.
GCCAUGGCGACCGCGACCUUUGCCGCCCUUUUCACCGACCAUGUGAUGCGUCGCAGUGCCGGGCUCCUCCUCCAGGCCCUGGCGCGCAGCGAGCCGCAGGCAGUUGCAGUGGCACUUCCGCGCGGACUGCGCGAGGGCUUCGCCGCCUUGCUAUGGCUUGCACCGCAAAAGCUGGUGAUGGGUACGGCUCUACCAAGUGACGUCUCCUCCAAUGCCUUCGCUGCCUCUGGGCGGAGCUGCCGCGCGAAGUGGAUCCAAUCUCUGCUGCUGGAGCUGCAGAGUCCGGACUUCUGCGAAGGCGACUUCCCGGUACUUCCAGCCGAGCUCUCCGGCCGUUGCCUGCGGCGCCUGGCGCCCUUCGGCGGUCGAAGAAAGGCCGAG